Molecule: messenger RNA, 291 nt
Organism: Botrytis byssoidea
Lineage: Eukaryota; Fungi; Ascomycota; Leotiomycetes; Helotiales; Sclerotiniaceae
Exons: 3
Coding region: 1-291 (96 amino acids)
Source: RefSeq, a predicted model, not a curated record
AUGCUAUCCAAGAAGCACCCAGAAAUUCGCUGGCCACUGGUCGCGGCAAGUCUCAGAACUCGCGGACUUCCAAAGCCAAAUGAGCUUCUGUAUUCGCAAGUCCCAGAGGGUAGAGAUGACGACCUCGGUCCAGAGUACGAAGCACCAUUCGUGGGCGGUCUCGGCCCAGAGGUAAAUGAAUAUGUCCUGGUGUCACUCUUCCAAGCUAGAUUUACCUCUUGCAAGGGGAGUGAGACCAAGACUUAUUCAUUGACUUCUGGACUUGCCGGGUCACAAGACGUGUUAGUUUAG